AUGUUGGGAAAUGAGACAACUGCUAGUAACUUGCUGAACUGCUGCUUUCUGAAGGGACUGUCUGUUUCGGACGGCAAGGAGGCUUCGCCGAAAGUAGUGAUCAACCUGAAGGAGGAAGACUUCAUUGCCAUUGUCAAAAUUUUACAAUCUCCUGUUGUGCAGCAACUGAUACUACCCAGGCCACUGGUUGCAGCUGAUGUAAUUGGUCCUGCUGCCCCGCUGGCGGAUGAUUCACCACCCAAGAAACCGGCAGCCAUGCAGGAUAAACCCUCCGACGAUGCAAAAAAGAUGGCUGAUGAGAAUGCACCGUCCAAGGAUGAGAGCGAGCGGCCCUUUAGACCGUACCCGAUUGCAAGUACCCGUGCCCUACCAGGCUGUCCACUGUGCGAUGCAUCGGUGUACAGCUACUGCGAUGAAAAGGUGUUCAACGAUGCAUGUUGCUGUGGAGACCUUAAUGGACCGUAUGGUGGCGGAUUUGGUGGACCAGGCGGCGGAUUCGGGGGACCGAUUGGUUUCGGAGGGGGCUUUGGACGAAGUUGCGGUUACCGAGGAUGCAGUCAACUGUUUGCCAACUCCUGCUACGAGCAUCAACUGAUCGUCAACUGUUGCUGUAACUCUCCGUACUAG
This is a messenger RNA of Anopheles darlingi, 627 nucleotides long. Its product is annotated as zinc finger homeobox protein 3. The transcript has 4 exons. The record is from RefSeq and is a predicted model, not a curated record. Lineage: Eukaryota; Metazoa; Arthropoda; Insecta; Diptera; Culicidae. The coding region runs from base 1 to 627 and encodes 208 amino acids.